Molecule: messenger RNA, 1553 nt
Organism: Hymenoscyphus albidus
Lineage: Eukaryota; Fungi; Ascomycota; Leotiomycetes; Helotiales; Helotiaceae
Source: the annotation of a GenBank genome assembly
CAGAAAAUGGGUCCAGAUUCUGCCAUUGCCCCUCGGGGGGUUGUUUUGGUGACUCAAAUCUCAUUACGAGUACUCGCUCAUGGAUAUUCACCAAGCGUAUGGUAUGACUAUUUCUUCUGCUCGAUAGUUUCUAGAUUUCUUUCGAAACAUCUGCUGUUAAUAACUGAAAAUUUAUUUCAAGUCCGCCAAAAUGCCAGCCAUAGACUCCUCUGAAGAACCCCUCCAAGUACAACCUUUGACCAGACUCCCAUUCGAUCCCAUCUUGAGGUCGCAUAUUAUUCAUUGUUCGUACGAUUAUUGGCAUCCCAAGUAAUAACUUGAACCCCUUCUGAACUCAGAAAAAAGGAAAGCAUGCUAAAAACCCACCCCAGAUACCGAUCAUCGACCCUCAAAUCUCGAAUCAUUCCUCUCUCUACCGCGUUCCUCACAUACCUUCGCGAAGAUGGCAUAGUCCUUCCCCCAGAGGCUGCCGUACCUAAUCCAAGUACGAAUGACAACACCUCCGGUGACGAUGGGUGGGACGAGGAUGAAGAAGACGAUCCCUCUUUAAAGUUUCCAGAAAUUCACCAACAAAUCAAAGAUACAAUCACCGAACUAGGAGGGCUUGUUGCGCCUAAGCUCAACUGGUCGUCACCCAAAGAUGCGACGUGGAUCAGUAUGACGAAGAACAGCAUGGAAUGUGCGACUCCUAACGAUAUUUACCUAUUACUCAAAUCCUCAGACUUCAUCACCCAUGACUUAGAACACGCCUUCGACGACUGCGCCGGAGACGAAUCUCUGCGGCAAGAGGAUAUAAAAUAUGUGUUGGUUUUAAAGAAAUGGUUCAAAGCAAAUCCUUCUUGCGAGUUCCGCUGUUUUGUCAAGCGGAGGAAGGUAAUUGGAAUUUGUCAGAGAGACCUGAAUCAUUUCGAUUUCUUGUUUCCAAUGCGACAACAGCUCAGAGAUACUAUAUUGGAGUACUUUGAUAAGACGAUAAAGACAACAUUUCCAGAUGAGAAUUUGGUGUUUGAUGUUUAUAUUCCAGAACCUUACGACAAAGUUAGACUUAUGGACAUAAAUCCUUGGGCUCCACGUACCGACCCGCUACUGUUUUCAUGGUUGGAGCUCCUUACGAUGUCUUUACCUACACCACUUCUUGGUGUUCCAGAGUCAUCUGCGACUGCACCCAUCAUGGUUAGCAGUGAUGAAGAUACGCAAGACGAAGACGUGGAAGAAUUGGAAUGGAAACCGGAGAUUAGAUUAGUCAAGAAGGACGACCCAGAGGCAUAUAGUUUUACAAGUCCACAAUACAGCGCGCACAAGUUGCCCAAGGAUGUGGUAGAUGCGAGUCUGGGUGGCGAGAGUUCCAUGAGAGAAUUCGCAGAUCAGUGGAAGAAAAUGAUGGAUGGUGGUGAACAGAUGCAGACUGGGAGCGAUGGAGAUGAUAGUGACGACGAAGGCAUAACGGUAGUAUCCUAGCGAGAGUGAACCCUUAUAAUAUCAACAAAAUUAAUAGCUUUCUCGAUCUGUGUCGGUCAAGGUUUAAUUAAAAAUAAGCAUUGUUGGUUUUGCGC